Messenger RNA from Eptesicus fuscus (big brown bat), 10362 nucleotides. It is a transcript of the gene MAP1A, whose product is annotated as microtubule associated protein 1A. Gene Ontology annotation, molecular function: microtubule binding; actin binding. Gene Ontology annotation, biological process: microtubule cytoskeleton organization; axonogenesis; regulation of microtubule depolymerization. NCBI's taxonomy places the organism in Eukaryota, Metazoa, Chordata, Mammalia, Chiroptera, Vespertilionidae. The transcript has 7 exons. The record is from RefSeq and is a predicted model, not a curated record. Bases 1 to 8952 code for a protein of 2983 amino acids. Gene Ontology annotation, cellular component: cytosol; dendrite; microtubule associated complex.
AUGGAGACCGAGGCUGGGCCCUGGCGGCCUCGAGGCGUUACCAUGGAGACAAGUCCCGGACUGCGGCUCCCCAGCCCCAGCUCACUGCUGUCUCUAAACCCCGCGGAGCCGCUGUGCGAGGCCAGAGCCACCGUGGCGGCUGCACGCUGGGACCUGCGGAAACACUCGCUGCUCAUCGUGAUCGGCGAUAUCGGUACAGAGAGUCAGCUGAGGGCCGUGCGGGCCCACCUUGAACAAGGGAUUCUCUCCUGGAACAUUGACUUAUCAUCCUUUGAUUUGAACCAACAAUUGAGACUCUUCAUUACCCGGCACCUAGCUCACUUCUCUUCAGAGGUCAAAGGCCAGAGGACUCUCUGCCACCAGAGUGAAAUCCUAGAGACCGUUAUCCUGGUAAACCCGAGUGCCGACAGCAUCAGCUCUGAGGUUCACCAUCUACUUAGCAGCCCGUCAGCUCACAAACUACUGAUCUUGAGUGGGCAAAGUUUAGAGCCAGGGGGAGACCUCAUCCUACAGAGUGGUACCUACUCCUAUCAAAACUUUGUCCAGGUUCUUCACAACCCAGAGAUUGCCCAAUUGCUCAGCAAUAGAGACCCUGGGAUCCAGGCCUUCCUCACCGUAUCCUGCUUAGGGGAGGGUGAUUGGAGCCAUCUGGGACUAUCCAGUUCCCAAGAGACCCUGCAUCUCCGGCUAAACCCUGAGCCCACGCUGCCCACCAUGGAUGGUGUGGCUGAGUUCUCCGAGUAUGUCUCUGAGACCGUGGAUGUGCCAUCCCCCUUUGACCUGCUAGAGCCCCCUACCUCAGGGGGCUUCCUCAAGCUCUCCAAACCUUGCUGCUACAUCUUCCCUGGCGGCCGCGGGGACUCUGCCCUUUUUGCCGUUAAUGGUUUCAAUAUCCUAGUGGAUGGUGGCUCUGAUCGCAAAUCCUGCUUCUGGAAGCUGGUGCGGCACCUGGACCGCAUUGACUCGGUGCUGCUCACACACAUCGGGGCAGACAACCUGCCAGGCAUCAAUGGACUCCUGCAGCGCAAGGUGGCAGAACUGGAGGAGGAGCAGUCCCAGGGCUCCAGCAGCUACAGUGACUGGGUGAAGAACCUCAUCUCCCCUGAGCUUGGAGUUGUCUUCUUCAACGUACCGGAUAAGCUGCGGCUGCCUGAUGCCUCCCGGAAGGCCAAGCGCAGCAUUGAGGAGGCCUGCCUCACUCUGCAGCACCUAAACCGCCUGGGCAUCCAGGCUGAGCCUCUGUACCGUGUGGUCAGCAACACCAUUGAGCCUCUGACCCUCUUCCACAAGAUGGGCGUGGGCCGGCUGGACAUGUACGUCCUCAACCCUGUCAAGGACAGCAAGGAGAUGCAGUUCCUUAUGCAGAAGUGGGCAGGCAAUAGCAAAGCUAAGACAGGCAUUGUGCUGUCUAAUGGAAAAGAGGCUGAGAUCUCAGUGCCCUACCUGACCUCUAUCACUGCUCUGGUGGUCUGGCUGCCAGCCAACCCCACUGAGAAGAUUGUGCGUGUGCUUUUUCCAGGAAACGCUCCCCAGAACAAGAUUUUGGAAGGCCUGGAAAAACUUCGGCACUUGGACUUCCUACGCUACCCUGUGGCCACACAAAAGGACCUGGCUGCUGGGGCUGUGCCUGCCAACCUCAAACCCAGCAAAAUAAAACAGCGGGCUGACAGCAAGGAGAGCCUCAAGGCCACUGCUAAGACAGCAGUGAGCAAGCUGGCCAAACGGGAGGAAGUGGCUGAAGAGGGAGCCAAGGAGGCCCGCUCAGAACUGGCCAAGGAGUUAGCCAAGACAGAGAAGAAGGUAAAGGAAUCAUCUGAAAAGCCCCCAGAGAAGCCUGCCAAACCUGAAAGGGUGAGGACAGAGUCGAGCGAGGUAUUAAAGGCAGAGAAGCGAAAGCUGAUCAAAGACAAGGUGGGGAAGAAGCACCUGAAAGAAAAAAUAUCAAAGCUGGAAGAGAAAAAGGACAAAGAGAAAAAGGAGAUCAAGAAGGAGAGGAAGGAGCUCAAGAGAGAUGAAGGAAGGAAGGAGGAGAAGAAGGAUGCCAAGAAGGAGGAGAAGAGGAAAGAUAUCAAACCUGAGGUCAAGAAGAUUUCUAAGCCAGACCUGAAGCCCUUUACCCCUGAGGUACGGAAGACCCUCUAUAAAGCCAAGGCUCCUGGCAGAGUCAAGAUGGACAAGAGCCGGGCUGCCCGUGGGGAGAAGGAGCUGUCUUCUGAGCCCCGGACACCCCCAGCCCAGAAGGGGGCUGUACCACUUCCAACAGUCAGUGGGCACAGGGAGCUGGCCCUGUCUUCCCCAGAGGACCUCACACAGGACUUUGAGGAGAUGAAGCUUGAGGAGAGGAGGUUACUGGCUGAACAAAGGGACAUAGGUCUAGGAGAGAAACCUCUCCUUGCAGACACUGCACAGCAGGGACUCCCAAGCACAGUUGCCCAGGGGAUAUUACCCUCUGUCCCAAGGCUGGAACAAGAAGAGCCUGUGAUAAAAGAGAAAGAGGUUGUACCAAACAUCCCUGAGGAACAAGGCAGCAAGGACAGAAGCACAAACUUUGGGGCUGAAACAGAGAAAGAGAAAGAUACCUGGGAAGAAAAGAAACAGAAGGAAGCAGAAAGCCUCCCUGAUAGAACAGAAGCCAGAGAGGAAAGUGAACCUGAGGUAAAGGAGGAUGUGAUAGAGAAGGCUGAAUUAGAAGAAAUGGAGGAAGUACACCCUUCAGAGGAAGAGGAAGAGGAAGAGACAAAGGCUGAGAGUUUUUACCAAAAACAUAUGCAGGAAGCUUUGAAGGUAACUCCAAGGGUCAGGGAGGCUCUUGGGGGCCGGGAACUGGGACUCCAGGGCAAGGCUCCUGAGAAGGAGACCUCAUCAUUCCUAAGCAACUUGACCACACCUGCAGGAGCCACUGAGCAUGUCUCUUACAUCCAGGACGAGACAAUCCCUGGUUAUUCAGAGACGGAGCAGACCAUCUCAGAUGAGGAGAUCCAUGAUGAGCCGGAGGAGCGCCCAGCUCCUCCUAGGUUUCCUACAAAUGCAUAUGAUCUCCCUGGACCUGAAGAUCCUGGCCCCUUUGAGGUUAGUCAGCCUACAGACAGUGUUAUUCCUGUCACCUCCAGCAAAGGCUAUGGAGCACCAGAGACUGAACUCACCUACCCCCCCAACAUAGUGGCUGCCCCUUUGGCUGAAGAGGAGCACGUGUCCUCAGCUACCUCAAUCACUGAGUGUGACAAGCUUUCUUCCUUUGCCACAUCUGUGGCUGAGGACCAGUCUGUGGCUUCACUCACAGCUCCCCAGACAGAGGAGACAGGCAAGAGUUCCCUACUGCUUGACACAGUCACAAGCAUCCCGUCAUCCCGCACUGAAGCCACUCAGGGCUUGGACUACGUGCCAUCAGCUGGUACCAUCUCACCCACCUCCUCACUGGAAGAAGACAAGGGCUUUAAGUCACCACCUUGUGAGGAUUUCUCUGUGACUGGAGAGUCAGAGAAGAGAGGAGAGAUGGUAGGGAGGGGCUUGCCUGGAGAAAGAGCUGUGGAAAAGGGAGAGGAGACCACAAAUGUACAGAUAUCUGAGAAACUUCACAGUCAAUAUGGAGCCCCAAUGUUUGGUGCUCCAGGGCACACCCUAUAUCCAGGGGAACCAGCCCUCGGAGAACUAGAGGAGCGCUGCCUCAGUCCAGAUGACAGCACAGUGAAGAUGGCCUCUCCUCCACCAUCUGGCCCACCCAGCGCUACCCACACACCCUUUCAUCAGUCCCCAGUAGAAGAAAAGUCUGAGCCCCAAGACUUUCAGGAAGCAGGCUCCUGGGGAGACAUGAGGCACACACCAGGUGUAGGCAAGGAAGAUGCUGUACAGGAGACAGUCAAGCCAGGGCCUAAAGAGGACGCACUAGAGAAGAGAGAAAAGGUGCUUCCUCCCAGGAGCCCCCAAGCUCAGGAAGCUGCCAUCAGCAUUGUUGGGGAACAUACAGGCUACACUCUCCAACUAUUGCCCGAACAGGAUAAAGCAAUGGUCUUUGAGACUGUGGAGGCACGAGAGCCCACGGGCACAAUUCUGGGAACAGAAGCCCUUCUGAAAGAUUUGAAGACAUCACUCCAAGCACCUGGUGAACCUCAGAAAGACGAGAUGCUCCAAUUUCCUGACCAAAGCCUCUCCCCUGAUGAUGCAGAGUCCCUCUCUGUCCUCAGCGUGGUCUCUCCAGACAUUGCCAACCAGGAAGCACCCAGGUCUCCUUAUGGCCUAACAGAGCAGCACUUACACAAAGACCUUUGGCCACAGGUAUCUCCAGAAGACACCCGGUCACUUUCUUUCUCAGAAGAGAGUCCCAGCAAGGAGACCUCUCUGGAUAUCUCUUCUAAGCAGCUAUCUCCAGAAAAUCUUGGCACUCUCCAGUUUGCGGAACUAAGCCUUGGAAAGGAAGAAAAGGGGCCUCUGAUGCAGGCUGAGGACACUUCUCAGCACUUAGCCCCUGUGUCUAUUCCAGGACCCCGUGCAGCCACAGUGUCUCCUCCCACACAAGGGAACACUGGAUACUCUGCACAGACAGACAUCACAGAUGAGAGCCCUGAUGGAAAAUUACCUUCCAGCUCAUUUUCUCACUCCACACUGUUGGGAAAUGGGAAGCACUCACCUGAAGGGAUCACAAGCCCCAGCGAACACAUUCUAACACCUGAUAGCUCCCUCACCAAGAGUCCCGAGUCUUUGCCAAGCCUUGCCAUGGAAGACAUUGCCAUGAAGUGGGAAGGUCAAGUUCCAGAACUGAAAGACAGAACCCCAGAGAAGAAGGACAAAGGACCUGACCCAAAGGAUGAAGUCCUACAGCAGAAGGGCAAAACUCUGGAGCAGAAGGAUACAGCCAUUAGUCAGAAAAGUGAGGCUCUGGAAGAAAAGAACACGGUUAUGGAACAGCAGGAUAAGGCUUUAGGACAAAAAGUCAGAGACUUAGGACAAAGGGACUCAGGCCUGGAAAGGAAAGACAAGACCAUAGAAUCAAAAGACAAAGAUUUAGAACAAAAAGACAGAGACUUAGAACCAAAAGACAGAGUUCCAGAGGACAAGGUCUUUGAACUGAAGGGCAAGGCCUUAGAACAGACAGACAAGAUCCCUGAGCAGAGGGUCAAGGAUCAGGAACAGAAGGACAAAGCCUUGGAAAAGAAGGAUCAGGCCUUAGAACAAAAAUACUGGGCUUUAGGACAGAAGGAUGAAGACCUGGAACAAAACAAUAAGGCUCUUAAACAGAAAGAUAAGGCUCUGGAAGAGGACAAAACUCAAGAUCAGGGGAGCCCAACGCAGGAGAAAACCAUGAAACCAAAGGAGAAGAUCCUAGAGGAAAAAUCUUCAGAAAAAGUUGAAGCUGUGAAACAGAAGGAAGAAGCUCUGCUGGAAAAGACCAAAACUCUGGAGCUGGAAGAGAGCCCAGUGCAGGAGGACAAGGCCCUGGAGCAGGAAAAGAAGUACUGGAUGGAGCAGGAUGUAGUCCAGGAGUGGAGAGAAACGUCUUCAACCGGAGGGGAGUCAGUUGGAGAACAGAAAGAAUUUACCCGGACAUGGGAGGACACAUCAUCUGAGCAGGAGGACAGGUACUGGAGGGGCAGAGAGGAUGUGGCCCAGGACACAUACUGGAGGGAGCUGAGCUGUGAGCGGAAGGUCUGGUACCCGCAUGAGCUGGAUGGCCAGGGGGUCCAGCCACGGUACACAGAGGAGCGGGAGAGCACUUUCCUCGACGAGGGGCCAGAUGAUGAGCAAGAAGUGCCCCCCUUGGAGCAUAUGCCCCAGAGCCCAUGGGCCUCAGGCUUCAAGGGUUUCCAGGAGCCCUCAUCACAGAAAGGGCUGGAGGUAGAGCGGUGGCUUGCUGAGUCACCAGUUGGGCUGCCACCAGAGGAAGAAGACAAGCUUACCCGCUCCCCUUUUGAGAUCAUCUCUCCACCGGCUUCCCCAACUGAGAUGGUUGGACAGAGGGUUCCUCUGGCCCCAGGACCAGAGACCCCUGUCCUAGAGCCUAAGACUAUGCCACCCGUAAAGAAAGAACCCACUACCCACUCAUGGCUGGCUGAGAUCCCACCGUGGGUGCCCAAGGACAGACCCCUGCCACCUGCACCUCUCUCCCCAGCGCCAGCUCCCCCAAGCCCUGUCCCUGAGCCACGCACUCCUGCACCCUUUUCCUGGGGCACUGCCGAGUAUGACAGUGUGGUGGCUGCAGUGCAGGAGGGGGCAGCUGAAUUGGAAGGUGGGCCAUACUCCCCGCUUGGGAAGGACUACCGCAAGGCUGAAGGCCAAGGAGAAGAAGAAAAUCAGGCCAGGGCUCCUGACAGCAGCCCCUGCAGCUCAAAGGUUCCAGAGGCCAGCAAGAGCCAUGCUACCAAGGGGCCUGAGCAGACAGAGCCAGAGCAGAGAGAGCCCACGCCCUAUCCUGAUGAGAGAAGCUUUCAGUAUGCGGAUAUAUAUGAGCAGAUGAUGCUUACCGGGCUCGCCCCUGCGUGCCCCACUAGGGAACCUCCUCUUGGAGCAGCUGGGGAUUGGCCCCCACACAUCUCAACCAAGGAGGAGGCUGCUGGCCGAAACACAUCAGCAGAGAAGGAGCUUUCAUCUCCUGUUUCACCCAAGAGCCUCCAAUUCGACACCCCAUCUUUCAGCUAUGCAGCUCUGGGGGGACCCACCGUACCACCUAGGCAGGAGCCUGAUGCAGGGCCAAGUGUGGAGCCCAGCCUCACCCCCCCUGCAUUACCUCCCCGUGCUCCUAUCCCCCUGAGUAAAGGCCCAAGCCCCCAUCUUAAUGGUAAUGUCCUGAGCUGUAGCCCCGAUAGGAAAACCCCAUCCCCCAAGGAAUCAGGCCAGAGUCACUGGGAUGACAGCACUAGUGACUCAGAGCUAGAGAAGGGGGCUCUGGAACAGCCAGAGAAAGAGGUCCAGUCCCCAAGUCCCCCCCACCCCAUCCCUGCGGGGCUCCCUAAACUGUGGCCUGAAAGUGAGGCAGGUACCAGUCCUUCCUCAAACUCACACCAGGGUCCUGCCCCACCCAGCCUGGACUUCCCUGCUUCAGCCUUUGGUUUCUCCUCAUUGCAGCCAGCUCCUCCACAGCUGCCCUCUCCAGCUGAACCGCGCUCGGCACCCUGUGGCUCCCUUGCCUUCUCUGGGGACCGAGCUCUGGCUCUGGCUCCAGGGCCCCCCACCAGAGCCCGGCAUGAUGAGUACCUAGAAGUGACCAAGGCCCCCAGCCUGGACUCCUCACUGCCCCAGCUCCCCUCACCCAGCUCUCCUGGGGCCCCUCUCCUCUCUAGUCUGCCACGACCUGCCUCACCAGCCCUGUCUGAAGGCUCCUCCUCUGAAGCCACCACACCUGUGAUUUCAAGUGUGGCCGAGCGCUUCCCUCCCGGCCUGGAGGCUGCAGAACAGGGGUCUGUAGAGCUGGUCCCAGGAAUGGAAGCAACUGCCCACAGCCUUUGGGACCUUACUCCUUUGAGCCCAGCACCUCCAGCGUCACUGGACUUGGCCCCAGCUCCAGCUCCAGCUCCAAACUUGCCUGGAGACAUGUUUGAUGGCACCCUGCCCUGCCGCCUGGAGUACUCAGUGGCAGCUACCAAGAAGCCAAACUCCUUCCAGGAUCUCUCUGGAGAUUAUGCCACCAACGGUCCAACUGAAACCAGCCCCAACACCCCAGGCCUUGCCCCAGCCAAGGAUGAGAAAAAAGAGGCUGAGGGCUGCCCUGCCUGGGAACGUGGGGCCUGGCCUGAGGGAGCUGAGAGGAGCUCCAGGCCUGACAGUCUGCUCUCCCCUGAGCAGCCACUGUGUCCUGGAGGGACCUCUGGUGGCCCAUCCAGAAGUGGCUCCCCUAAGAUGGAGGCUGGGCCCCAGGGAUGUGCCUCUGAGCCCCGGCCCCACUGUGGGGAGCUCUCCCCAUCCUUCCUGAACCCACCUCUGCCCCAAUCCACAAAUGACAGUGACCUCGCAACUGAGGAAGCUCAGCUGGUAGGGAGAGGGGGGAGGCGCCGGGCGGGGGGCCCUGGGGCCACAGGGGGCCCAUGUCCUGUGGCAGAUGAGACACCCCCAACGUCAGUCAGCGACUCAGGCUCCUCACAGUCAGAUUCUGACGUUCCACCAGAAACUGAGGAGUGUCCAUCCAUCACAGCUGAGGCAGCCCUCGACUCAGAUGAAGAUGGGGACUUCCUGCCUGUGGACAAAGCUGGGGGGGUCAGUGGAAUGCACCAUCCCAGGCCUGGCCAUGACCCACCUCCACUCCCUCAGCCAGAUCCCCACCCAUCCCCUCCCCGUCCCGAUGUGUGCAUGGCUGAUCCUGAGGGGCUCAGCUCAGAGUCUGGAAGGGUAGAGAGGCUACGGGAAAAGGAGAAGGCACAGGGGAGAGUAGGGCGCAGGGCCCCAGGUCGGGCCAAGCCAGCAUCUCCUGCACGGCGUCUGGAUCUUCGGGGAAAACGCUCACCCACCCCUGGAAAAGGGCCUGCAGAUCGAGCAUCCCGGGUCCCACCUCGGACACGUAGCACUCCAAGCCAGGUCACCCCAGCAGACGAAAAGGAUGGACACAGCCCCAUGUCCAAAGGCCUAGUCAACGGACUCAAGGCAGGACCAAUGGCCUUGGGUUCCAAGGGCGGCUCUGGUCCCCCUGUAUAUGUGGAUCUCGCCUACAUCCCGAAUCAUUGCAGUGGCAAGACUGCUGAUCUUGACUUCUUCCGACGAGUGCGUGCAUCCUACUAUGUGGUCAGUGGGAAUGACCCUGCCAAUGGCGAGCCAAGCCGGGCUGUGCUGGAUGCCCUGCUGGAGGGCAAGGCCCAAUGGGGGGAGAAUCUUCAGGUGACUUUGAUCCCUACUCAUGACACGGAGGUAACUCGUGAGUGGUACCAGCAGACUCAUGAGCAGCAGCAGCAACUGAACGUCCUGGUCCUGGCUAGCAGCAGCACUGUGGUCAUGCAGGAUGAGUCCUUCCCAGCCUGCAAGAUUGAGUUCUGAAAAAACCACUCUCCCUUCCCCAAGGAUCUGCUCCCCCAGCUCCCUUAGAGAAUGGCUACUGCUGAGUCUUUGGGGUUUGGGGACAUGGGAGCUGGGGAAGGAGAGGGUGGGGGGACAGGACGUCUUGUGGAAACUUGGGCUGGGCUAAAUGGGAGGGGUUGUCCCUUCCCCUCAUCCAUACUUGAGAGGAGUCUCAAAACCAAAGGUAACAGGAUAGGGAGAGGGUACAAAAUUAGGAUAGGAGGUCAUCUGAUGCCUGAGAACUCUGGAGUGACAUCUCUCCUAGCACUGCCAAAUGCUGGUAUUGCAUGGGGAUUAAGGAUGAAUCUGAGAGUGCAACCUCCCCCCUCAUGGAAGGAGAUCAUAUCCGCAACCCCAGGUACCUCUUUAUCUCUAUCUAUUUAUUUAGCAUCCCAAGGAUUUCCAAUAGUAACUUAUGUGACCUGGGGGCAGGAUACUGUCGGUGAGAUGCCUAGAGCUGCACCCUUCACUCCCAUCCCCUUACCCACCAGGGUCUGGGUUCCAGCAGAGGUCUGGGGGUACACUGCUGCUACACUGUCCCACUGCUUCCCUCCGUAUCUGAAUGUCUCAACCCAAAACUUGAAGCACUUGACCAACAGACUGGUGAGAGAAGAAAAGAGCUUAUCCUCCCAGUCCCUGCUUCAUACCAUUCACAUCCCAGAGUUGUGCCCAGACCAGGCCUACUGGGCAGCACAAAGGGGCAAGGAGAGCCCAGCUCCAAACCCAGAAUUUUCCAAGCUCCCUGACCUUUUGAAGUUUUCACCUACCCAUUCCAAUGAUCCUGAUCCCUUCCCAUCCCCUGCUUGGCUUUUCUGCAUGUGGUCAUCUACUGUGGCCUGGUGUGUAAUGGGUUAAAAAUAAGCCACUGCCUCACAUCCCAACAUCUGACACCUCAGCAAUGUGUGACUCCCCCAACAUUCCACUAUGCCAUCCUGCAGCUGAAAUGGGAACGCUGGCUGCCUUUUCAGCCCCAUACAAACUCUUAGAGAGGAUCUGGGAGGUGGAGGUCAUGCCAGAGGACUUGGGGGAAAGGAGAGGGAGGGAGGAAAGGGAGAGGAAGCUGAGCUAAAAAGCUUAACUCCUACUGAGUGAGAUGAACACAGGCUGAAAAUACCAUCUCAGGAGAGGACCUCACCCCGAGCAAGCCAAUGAGCAGCCUUGCCAGACUACUGCUGGACUGAGGAAUCCAGACGCUCGCUCGCUCGUCAGGACUCAGCUUCUCUGCCAAAUGACUGUGUGGAAACCAAAACGAGCCUGCCUGUGUCCUUCCUAGCUCCCACCCAACCCGUGCUGCUGUGCUCUGCUUCUCCCCACACCUCCCUGCUGUAGUUCCCAGCUGCUGUAACAGAGCCGCCUUCAACUCUAACAAUAAAUCAAGUUCAUUACAGA